AUGGGGGCAGGCUUCCUUAUUCCGCCGUGGUACGAGGCGGACAAACCCUCGGAGGCGUCGAAGUUGAUGGUCAGCUUCAUCUGGGGGUUCUCGACGGCGAUCGCGGCGUUCAUUGUCGCCAAGGGGCUGAGGCAGACGUACCAGAUGUGUCGGCGGUUGAAGAGGGUGAAUCCCUAUGUCAUCUUGAUCUGGCUCGAGCUCGCGACAUCGUUCGCCAUGUCGAUUGUGUGCUGGCUGUUCCUGAACGGUAUCCUACAGCCCAGCUUUUGGGUGUACUUUGCCAUCUGGUUUACUUGGGUAUUCCAGAUCCAAUGCCUCCCCCAGAUCAUCAUCAAUCGGCUGGGAGUCCUCAUGACCGACCAGACCCGGACGCGAAGGCUCAAGAUCAUAUGCGCCCUCAUCGUCGCUGUCAUCAAUAUCAGCGUUGCGUGCAUUUGGAUCCCGGCCAGAUUGGAAAUAAGCGAUACCUACAUCGAGGUGAACAAGGUGUGGGAUCGGAUCGAGAAGAUCAUCUUUUGCAUUCUCGACCUAAGCCUGAACCUCUAUUUCGUCUACCUCGUCAAGUCGAAACUCAUUGCGAACGGGUUGACGAAGUACAAGCUCUUGUUUCGGUUCAACUGCUGCAUGAUCUUCAUCUCGAUAUCCCUCGACAUAAUACUUAUUGGUAUGAUGUCGGUCCGUGAUGAUGUCGUAUACCUCCAAUUCCACCCACUCGCCUACCUCGUCAAGCUGUACAUCGAAAUGAACAUGGCCGACUUGAUCCGCAAGGUCGCCAGGGCCACCAACAACAUGUCGUGCUCGAUUUUCGCGGGACCGAUCAUGACCGAGUGCGGGCACGACUCUUGUCUGUGCCAGAACUUCCGGACCAUGAUCUCGGCCGAGCCCGGCGACAGCAACAACACCCGGAGCCGGCCGGCGAGUGGCGUGGUCUCGGCUCAAUCGCUGCAGGUGGACCCGUGGGGCAUCCACAGGACGAUAGAGACGGAGGUCGUGGUCCACAAUGCCGACGGGCAAAAGGUCGACGAGGGCGAAGCGAGGUCUUUGAGCGAGGCGAAGGCAGAUGUGGACGACGUCGAAUCAGGGCUGCGUCCUCCCAAAGUUAUGAGCAGCACUUCAAAAGAGCAAGAGAACUUCUCGGUUUUCAACUUUUCGCAACCAACCCACGCUUCAAGCACCAAGAGCCAAAACAAAUGCGCAAUGUCAACACAUGAAGCAGAAUCGGAAGCAGUCGUGAUCGAAUCGGAAUGCCUCUGCAAAAGACACAAGUUCACCGUCAGCGUGCCCCGAGCCGAGCUGCCCCUCCAAGCCAGAUACUGCCACUGUUCGUCCUGCCGCCACAUCACGGGCAAUCUCUACUGUAGCGUCGUGACGUGGCCCGGUUCUCCAGAUGAGAUUGCCAAAUCGGAUCUGGCCAGAUACAAGUUCUCGUCGAGGUUCGACUUUCUGUUCUGCGGCACCUGCUUCACCCCGCUCUUCUUCGAGGAGCCCACAGAGACGCCCGACGGCCCGCUCGCAUGCAAUGUCCUCACCGGCUCCCUGUCACACCAUCCGAGGUUGCCUGACCCCGGCUUGGUGCGCGUCACCUGCCACAAGUUUGUGCAAGAUACCGCCGACGGCGGCGCCCUCCCGUGGCUUCGCCGACCCAAUCUGGACGUCAGCGACGCGCCCCGCGUCUGGGCCGGUCAGCAAGACGUCAGCGAGGAGCUGCCCGACCCCUGGCCGCCCACCGCCCCUCCGCCAACGCCAGGAGGGCCCGACGAGGUGCCCAUCCGGUGCCGCUGCGGCGGCGUGGACCUCGUCUUCCGCCGCGCCGCCAGCCUGGCCGACUUUGCCGGCAGGCCCCGCGACGAGGUCCCGGGCUUCUUCGACCCGGAGACGCACCAGCCCGCGGCGGCGCUCGACGCGUGCGACUCGUGCCGCAAGUCCGGCGGGGCGGACGUGUUCUUCUGGACCUUUGUGCAGCUGCGGCACGUCGACUUUGCCGACCCGGACCUCAAGGGCGGCUUCCCGACGCUGUCGGCGCAGCUCAAGGAGGCUGUUCUCAAGAACGAUGCGCGGUUCGGCACGCUGGCCCUCUACGCGAGUUCGCCUGACGUGCAGCGGUACUCGUGCUCGCGGUGCUCGGCGACGGUGAUGUACGGGUGCGACGACCGGACGAACCUCGUGGAUCUGGCGGUUGGCUUGCUCGACGCCCCGUGCGGGGCACGGGCCGAGAGCGUGCUGAGCUGGAGCUACGGCGGACGGACUGGGUGGAGGGAGGACGUCAAAGGAGGAUGGAGGGAGGGCCUGCUGGACGCCAUGGAGCGCGAGGUCGAGGAGUGGAGGAUCGAGAGGGGGUGCCCAAAGAGCUUUUGGCGGAUACGGAGAGAGGGAAGAACAGCGCCAUUGUUGUGA
Thyridium curvatum is the source of this 2394-nucleotide messenger RNA. RefSeq lists its product as uncharacterized. The transcript is spliced from 7 exons. The record is from RefSeq and is a predicted model, not a curated record. Bases 1 to 2394 code for a protein of 797 amino acids. NCBI's taxonomy places the organism in Eukaryota, Fungi, Ascomycota, Sordariomycetes, Thyridiales, Thyridiaceae. Gene Ontology annotation, molecular function: carbon-sulfur lyase activity.